AUGAAAUACAUAUGGACGAAAACAAAUCUAUCUUUAGAUCGAGCUUUGGCUCUCCUAUGUUUUUUAUUAAUUAUACAAGUGACAAGUUUCAUUAUUUUUAAAGCUCGUCCCCUCUUACAAGAUAAUUUAUAUUCAACACAAAUGGAGCAGACUAAAUCGUUCGUCAAAGUUGAUGGCACCAGGUUUAUUCUAAACAAUAAGCCACAUUAUAUUAUUGGUGCGAACUACUGGCAGGCUAUGAACCUUGGAAUGGAAAGUGGUAAUAGGUCGAGAGUGCUGAAAGACCUAGAAACUUUAAAGGAGAACGGGUUUAAUUGUUUGAGAAUUAUGGCUGCGAGUGAAGGUCCUCCCGGUGAACCUUAUAGGAUGUAUCCAGCGUUGAUGAAUGCGCCAGGAGAAUAUGAUGAAAGCACAGGACUUGAUUGGUUUCUUGCCCAAUUGAAAAACUAUGAUAUGACCGCGAUCAUGACUCUGUCAAACUUUUGGCACUGGUCAGGUGGUUUCGCACAAUAUGUUCAUUGGGUUGAUGAUUCAAAACCAAUACCAUAUCCUGAAACUGCCGGUACCGCUUUUGACAUUUACACCUCUCGAUUUUACACUGAUGAAAAAGUCAAAGAUACAUGUCAAAAAUAUUACUUGAAUCACGUGAAAACCGUUAUAAAUCGUGUAAAUUCUGUUAAUGGCAUUGUAUAUAAAAAUGAUCCUACAAUAUUUUCUUGGGAAUUAGCAAAUGAACCACAAGCUGUUGACGUUCUUAACAUUCCAAAUGGGCAUGACCUUGUUUUUCAAUGGUUCGAUAAUACUGCUAAAUUCAUUAAAUCAUUGGACGAAAAUCAUUUAGUUACUACGGGAACUGAAGGGAAACAUGGGAAAGAAUGGUUCAUUACUAUGCAUAAGAGUGAUUAUAUUGAUUUUACUAGCGUACAUGUAUGGGUUGAAAAUUGGGGACACUAUAAUUCGGAUGAUCCGAGCCCGGAAAACUAUCAAAGAGCUGCGAAUUUUAUGCUUGGUUUCCUACAGGAUACUAGUGAUUGGUCAACUCAACUAUUAAAGAAGCCUGUUUUACUAGGAGAAUAUGGAAUGGCACGUGAUGGAUGGAAAGAAAUCUCGAAGUAUGAUCCGAAGGCAACUGUAACAAACAGAAAUAAAUAUUUCAAAGAAAUAUCGAAUAAAAUUUUGGAAUUGGAAAAACAAAAUGCAUCCACAGGACUAAUGUUUUGGGCAUUCGCUGGAACUGCGCGUCCCACCGAUUCGAGACCUACUUGGGUCGGUGAUCCACCCCAUGAGGUGCCAGGAUGGUACUCUGUGUACGAUUCGGAUUUAGAAACGCUGCGUAUAUUUUUUGAUCAUUCAAAGCAAAUCAUUAAUGAAUCUGAAUGA
This is a messenger RNA of Dentiscutata erythropus, 1380 nucleotides long. The record is from the annotation of a GenBank genome assembly. NCBI's taxonomy places the organism in Eukaryota, Fungi, Glomeromycota, Glomeromycetes, Diversisporales, Gigasporaceae.